Molecule: messenger RNA, 3185 nt
Organism: Bemisia tabaci
Lineage: Eukaryota; Metazoa; Arthropoda; Insecta; Hemiptera; Aleyrodidae
Gene: mei-P26
Product: E3 ubiquitin-protein ligase meiotic P26
Cellular component (GO): nucleoplasm
Molecular function (GO): zinc ion binding; protein binding; ubiquitin protein ligase activity
Source: RefSeq, a predicted model, not a curated record
CUCCAGUCUCCACACUUCGCGCCAUUUGUACUACACUCUUUAUUAUUAAUGAAAUAAUUACUUUCUCUCUAGUGAAAUAUAUUGUUUUAAUCUAUUUGAAAUUGUUUUUAUUUUUUUUAUACACAUAUUUAUAUAUAUUUAUAUAUACAUUUUUUUCUGUGAUACAAAUUCCAACCAGUUCAUUUGCAACUAACUGUGAGCAUGAAAACCUGAGCCUGCGUUGGAUCCAAAUUGACUCCAGUUGAGACACCCACCACCUAUUCCAACUUGUCUCAACGUUUGUGAUCCUGGCUGAACCAAACAUGGAUAGCGGAGGUGAAGAGAAUGAAACUGAAUUUCGGAAAAGUGUGUCGACCGAGAGCUUAAACUCAUCAGGUCCUUUAGAGGAUGCUUCCACCCCAAGCGAUGAAAAUAAAUGCAGCAUUUGCAAUAAUGAGUACGUGGCCCCUCGGUUACUUGCGUGUCUCCACACGUUCUGCGAAGCAUGCAUUGGCAAACUCUUGAUGAACAGUGGAGGAGAUGCUGCCAACUUAUCAGAAGAUCGUUCUCUUGCGUGCCCAGAAUGUAAUCAUAUCACUAUGGUCAGUAUUAAUGGAGCUUCCUCUCUGCCUUGCGACUAUGUUUUGACGAACAUGUUGGAUAUAGCUGCUAUUCAGAACUCUGACAUUGGUUGUUCAAGUUGCAUAACCAAAGAAAAAGCAGUCGCAAGAUGCUCUGAUUGUGCUCAUUUCCUAUGCCCCAACUGCGAAAACGCGCAUGAGUUCAUGCGAUGUUUUGAAAAUCACCGUGUUAUCAAGUUGGAGGAAUUAAAGAAAUCUGCCGAUCUUGCAACCAUCCACAAGCCCAUCAUUUGCAGUGUUCACACCAGUCAAGUUGUCAGUUCAUUUUGUCACACCUGUCAGAAACUUAUCUGUACGGAGUGUGUCAUCACUCUCCACAAAGCUCCAGAACACAAGUACGAUGGCAUAGCAGAAUCAGCAAAGAAAUCAAAAAAUGAUAUUGCAUCGUUGGUGACCGAAGGCAAAACGAAAAUGGAGCUCUGCGAAGAGACAUCCACCAAGUUAGAAACGGCUCUUGGAGAUCUGGAAACUAUGCACGACACUGCAAAAGGUCUUCUUUUAGAGACAUAUCAGAGCUACAAAGCUGUUUUGGAACAGUUGAAAGAUGAGGCACUCGCUGAACUAGAAUCUGUUCACAAAAAACAAGAGCUUGUGAUAAUGGAAACUUGUCAUAAUGUGGAGAAAUCAAUGGAACAUCUGGAUAGAACUAACAAAUUUGCAGAUACACUUCUAGAGAAAGGAAACUCGUCAGAAAUUCUAGCACUGAAACCACUCAUAGUUUCUCAUCUUUUGCGCCUAAUCAGCACCGUCCCAAAACCCAAGAUCAAAGUUGAGCUUGAGUUUGUUACUGAUAUGAAUCAAUUCAAAGAAGCUGCCAAGGCUGCAUUUGGCUACUUGAAACACCCUGAGUAUCAUCCGCCACCUCCUCCCCCGGCUCCUACGGCACCGAUCUCUCUGCCGCUUCACCCAACACCUCCCCCAACAUCAAUGCCCCCUCCAAUGACCAACGGUCUUAUCAACGGUUCCAUCUCUGUGCCCUCCUCUUCGGUUGCCUCGAGCCCUGUCUCGAUGCCAUCGUCGUUCGAUUCGGAAAUUAAUUUCUCAACCUCCGUGCCACCACCUCCGGCCCCCCUCAGUCUCACCUCCAUCCAAGAGUACAACCUCACGCAGCUGGCCACUCUUGCUGCGGGCACAGAAAAGUCACCGUCACCUCCGAGCAUCGUGCCUGUCUCAGUUCCCGUCCAUCCUAGCCCCAACCCGAGUCCCACGUCUGGUUUUAACUUGGUCGACCUCUUCUCCGGUGAUAUCUCGUCAACAUCCAAUGCAAUCAAUAAUCUUCAAGCUUUAGCAAAACUUGGUUCAGUUGCUUUUAACGAUCAAGAUAUGCCAAACGGACCGGCCAAUGGAGCUCCGCCCGGAAACGCUCUUCUGCCAAUGAAUCGAGCUGCAUCCCCACUAUUGGACAAUCUCUCUUCUCUAACCCUUUCUAAUCCUACAAUGAAUAAUGGAAGCAACUUCCCUCCAUCAGCUCUAACUCCAAAUGGCAAAGAAAUCGUGGCUGAAAUUCCUCCUCCAAUGGGUGUUUUUGCCCAGCAAAUCAGGGCCAAUUCAAAUGCAAAACUGUCCUCUAUGCAAAUUCGAUCGAAAUUUGGUCAGUUGGGGCCCGGCAAAGGUCAGUUUAGCUCGCCACACGGAUUUUGUUUAGGUGUAGAAGAGGACAUCGUUGUCGCAGACACCAACAACCACCGCAUACAGGUCUUUGACAAAGAAGGCAAUUUUAAGUUUCACUUCGGAGUGCCUGGUAAAGAAGAGGGCCAGUUGUGGUAUCCUAGAAAAGUGGCUGUCAUGAAAAAUUCUGGUAAAUUUGUGGUCUGCGACCGUGGGAAUGAGCGAUCUCGAAUGCAGAUUUUCUCCAAAGGUGGUCACUUCAUCAAAAGGAUUGCUAUCCGGUAUAUCGAUAUUGUUGCUGGAUUGGCAGUUUCGGCUCAGGGUAACAUUAUAGCAGUAGACAGUGUCUCUCCAACUGUAUUUAUCAUCUCAGAACAUGGGAAUCUUAUACACUGGUUUGAUUGCAGUGAACAUAUGCGAGAGCCAUCAGAUAUCGCUAUAAACGGUCGAGAAUAUUUUGUUUGUGACUUCAAAGGUCAUUGCGUCGUUGUGUUCAAUGAGGCUGGUAUAUUCCUGCGUAGAAUAGGCUGUGAAAGUAUUACUAGUUUUCCCAAUGGCAUCGAUAUUUCUGAUGCCGGUGAUAUUUUAGUUGGUGACUCCCACGGCAACCGUUUUCACAUUGCUGUCUUCACCCGAGAUGGUAAUGUUACGUGUGAAUUUGAGUGCCCCUAUGUUAAGGUGUCACGCUGUUGUGGGCUAAAAAUUACCUCCGAAGGGUAUGUUGUAACUCUAGCUAAAAACAACCACCAUGUUUUAAUUCUAAAUACUCUAUAUAUUGUAUAGAAGGUAGACGGAGUGUUUUGGUUUUCAUUCUUCCCUUUUUCCCUCCAAAAUGAACCUUUUAAGAAUUUACUAAUUCAAUUUUAAAGUAAAUUUUAAAUUUUGAUGAGUACACUUUUUUCCCUAAAACAAGAAAAAAAUUGACGUGUUUAAGAAAUCCCAAUAGUCUUAUUGAAA